AUGUACUCUCCUCACCACUUAUCUAGUCUGGUGAAUGUUGUCACAGACCAAAUUACCGAUGAGGUCGAAAGGAAAGACAAUCGGACCAACGAUCCCAUUGAGAUUGCCCGCAAUAGGGCCGUGCUUGAAAAAGUCAACGAGACUAUUGAUAAUGCACUGCGAGAGCUAAAUGAAGUCUCGACAUCAAAAGUCGCCCAAGACGCAGCCAGUGAUGCGAAAAUACACGUGCCACCAAGAUUUUCCAACUCCGGUGCACUCAAUGUGCAAUUCCACUCUCAAACUGUCGCAUCGAAUACAGUUCUCCCCAGUUUCGAGAAACAGCUAGAGGAAUUCAGCAAAAUCGAGGGUUUCUUGAACAGUGGUAGAGAGGAGGCGAUGCAACUGAAGGCGAUGACGGAGACCGCAUUGCCAAUCAUGGAUGGCCUCAACGAGAUGCUCAAACGCCCGUAUCUUAAUGAGUAUAAUGCCCUUCUCAAUGUAUCGCCUAUUGUAGGUGUAUCUGGACGGGCUAUCAAGUAUUUGAGAAAGGGUGCUUCUCAAUCUGGAGAUAAGGUGGUAAACAACACGUGGACUCACUUUGAUUACCUUCCAAAGGAAUUUGAUCCGGCAACUGAAAAAAUAAAUAUGUUCCCAUACAAUGGGUCUUUUUAUUUAAGUAUCGGCAGGGCUCUCUGGAGGAAGCUGCCACGAGCAAUGGACGACAACCGUCGCAAAGAAGCUAGCAAAGAUUGGAGUAAGUUAUUUGAAGAAAAUUGGAUCCCGGUAGGCGACGCAUGCUUGCCUUCACCAAAUGUGCUGUCCGUCAGUCCUUACUGCUCCAAUCUUUCUGCGAACGGGUCAGCCGAGUUUAGUCUUUACAUUGUGAAUGAAGAUGGCACCAUGUUCACCUUCAAGGGCAAUGACUUGCGAAACAACGUCGAGUUUCGACCUGUUUCACUUACGGAUGACCAAAUCAAAGCUGGGGAAAAGAUGCCCAAGUGGACUAAGCUGGCAUACUAUGCUGGUAAGCUAUUUGGUAUAGAUGACCAGUGCAAAUCGUGGAACAUUUCGAUCAAGAGCGCAAACGAGAUCGAGAUUGCGAAUCCUCGACCUCAGCCUGAAUGCAUUGGCUUAUCUGCCAAUGAAGAAGGCCUUGUGGUCCUCCGUAAGGACGGACAUUUGUACCAGAGAUCGGUUGACAUCGCAAUAGACGACAAUUACCCCCAGCAUGAGGCGAAAGCAUGGAAGCAGUAUGUCGCUUCUACUGACAUAACGAAUAUUGGUGUGGCUUCACCUGGAUGUAUGCUUGAUAUGAGGACUCUUAUCAGCUCUGUAAAGGACCAAUAUAUGCAAACACAGCUUGCUUUGUGGCCUUUGGUCAAGAAGGUUAAGGAAUACGCAGUGCUGCAUCGCUCCUAUCUGGAUAACUUGCGCGAUGCGCAAGAAGAGAUCAAGAGAGCAAAGUCACAGAAGGAAAUAGACGAAAUCAAGAAGAACGCGGUCGACGACUCGAUCGAAUUUGCGAAAUCCUCUGCUACGAUGCUUGCUAAUGCAUCACGCAAUGCACAAGCCACCGUCGUAUCGAUGACAUCGACCCUCAAGGGAGUAGAUACUGACCUUGAGGCUAUCAAGGCAAAGCUUCAGACAGAGUUAGAAGGCUUUCAAAAGGUUUUGACAUCUCAGAAGAAGGACCUGGAGACUAUCCGGAGCAUUAAGAUGUGGUCCACGAUUGCUGCCAUCGUCUGCGUUUUUGGCAUGCUGCUUCUAGGCUUCACCGGCUGGGGUUCUGUAGUGCUGGGAGCGUUGUUCGUUACGGCUUUUGUUGUGGAACAAAUUGCGGAGAGUCAGGAAGACAGCAAAAUUCGCGAGAUUUCCAAAACUGAAGGACGAAUCAAUCAUCUGAACCAACAAAUCAAGGACAUAAGCGAACUCAAAAGUGGGAUUGACAAACUCGUGCUGCAAUACAAUGAGCUAAACAAAUUCUGGGGGCGUAUGGUCGAAGGGUCUGACAGAGUCAUUGAGUUUGACAACAAGAUUGUAGAUGAGGCCUUCAACAGACUCAUCAGGUCAAUUCAGCUCAAGAGCUCUCAGACAGAUACUGAUAUCCUUGGCUUCGGAGCCCAGGCCUAUUUGGACAUGCUCUAUGCCCAGGGUUUGUAUAUUCCGGAUCCUAAGAAACCCCCGGUGAAGAAACCUGUCAAGUUACCUGACUUGGACAGUCUCCAGGCAUCUUCUUUCAUGAUGAUGCAUCAGUCCGUGGAAGUCAUUGCUCCCCAGAAUCUUGACACUGAAAAUUGCGAGGUUUCCGAUGUCUCUUUGCCAGAGGCACUCGAGCAGCGUCAAGUUGAGCCCAGUGAGAGAAAGAAUGAGAGCAACUUGGACAUCGAACUAAAUCAGCAACAACACCAAUCCGAUCAAACACAGAGCAUCACCAUCACUUUUUACAUCCCUGAUGAAGCCGAUCUUAUCAUUGAAGCAGCCUUCGACGAGCAAGCAAAUCUUGCUCGAGAAGCCAUGGAGAGCAAGGACUUUAAAGCCGGCCUGUUGCAUCUGAAAAAGGCAUCCAUUAUGUCCGAGAUGAAUUUGUUGCAUCGAGAAGAAAUGCUACUGCGCAGCGGAGAAUGGUUUGACAUUGAUCAAAUCAAGUCAGCCCUCACCGUGUUCUACACUGGCGAACUCAGGCAGCUCUUUCACGAAGCCGGCGAGCAGCUUCCUGCUGGGGCUUUGCCGGGCGGUGUCCACUUGUUAAAGGCAAAAAGGCUGUCAUCUGAGGUCAUCCAAGGGACCAUGACUUUGGCCAAUCUCAUGACGGAGUGGUCAGAUAGGCAUUCGAAACGUCGGACGAAAGAGGAGAAAGCACUGGAGGCAGCUCCAUAUGUGCAAUGUGCGGUCCAGGCCUGCCAAGAAUUGGAGAUGAUCACAGCAGAGCUCAAUAAUACCUUCACGGAUAUUAACCAUGCCGUCACUAACGCUCAACUAAAAAUGGAGUCGAAGAUUAAAGAAGUCGAGAUUGACAUCGAUGCGAUCGACGAUGCAGCAUGGAGUAGUCUGGAGGGCCUAAAGGACAAGGUUCCAUUCUGGACCAGGCUUUCUGGGAUAGAAGCUGUCAUGGAUUGGGUUUCUAAAGCUGCAGAUGAGAUCGAACGAGCUCGAGAGUUGAGGACUCAACCAAUACGUGACGAGGUGGCCCGGAUGAGGAGGCUCCUCAACAGUGGACAUGUGUACAAAGACCAACAUUUCACCUGGAUGGGUCUCGUUCAGCAAAUUAGUCUCAAGAUUGGCAGAGUCUUACAAACACUGAGUGAGAUUGAAAGCCAACUGAACUAUGGCGUUGAAUUCACCGCCAAAGCAAUCAUGAACGUGUCAUGGCCCGCAUUGCAAGAAAAUUCAUCCGCUGUUCUUACUCUCCUUGGAGUUGAGUAUGCUCCGACGGUAUCCUUCUCUGGGCUACUUACGGCUGGGGCUGAGAUGUCAUUCAUGGCCGUUUCUAAGAUGGAAACUAAUGGUGCUACUGUUGCUAAAUCCGCAAAAAUCCGUGGCCUUAAAGAGUUCCUGAAUCAUGGCCUUGGCGCGCACCCCGUGGUCUUGUCGGAAAUAAGGGAUGAUACCCAAGAUGCCGAAACUUUCUUCAAAAAGAUUAGCGGUAUCCUUAGCAUCCCCGACGUGGAGAAGCUCCGAGCUUCAGACGAGGGAAACUCGGUCUGGUCACUCCGUGACAGCGCCAACCAGGCGCUCCAGAAGUUUGUCGACGCCUGCAUUCUCAAACGCAAGGCGCUGGCUGAGCUUAAGACAGUGGCCCGUCAACAGCCGAUGCGCAUCCAAAUGCUCCAUUCGGGAGAGGUUGAUUGGGAAGAGUUCUAUAUGGAAACAAAUUCGGCGUUUCUCGAUGCCAUAAAGGUUGCGGGUAAAGCACACGAUGUCCUGGAAAGCCGGCAUGUUGAGUUCCAGAAGAUGCUCAAGGCCAUUAAGCAAAACCGGGCCGCGUUUGAAGCCAAGAUCAAGCCCAUCGACGAAGCAAUAGCGGCAAAAGUGAAGAAGGUCGACGAAUUCAUAUUUCAACGCGCCGCAGACGCUGCUACCAUGCUUUUCAUUGGCGUCACGGCAGGUUUAGCUAUUGUGGCAGGACCUAAAGUCGCCUUCGACGCGGCAUCAAAUGCCUACAGCGCAGUUAGUGGCAACGUGGAGGGUUACUCAGUUUCCAAUACCUUCAAAACAUUCUAUUCAGAGAUGAAUUGGAAAGAGUUUGCUGACAGCAUGAUCAGUCUGGGCGGGGCGCGCAAAGCCGCUGUCAAUGCUGUCGAUGGACUCGAGGCCAUUAGCGAGGUCUUCGAUGAGUCAGUCAAGUGUGGUUCCAGCAUGUUGUCGCACUUGCGUGAAAUGCAAAACCGCUUGAGAGAUUUCCACGAGAAGCGCCUGGAAGCACUCCUUACAUCGCGCAAUUACAAAGUUAGCCAGUCGUUGAAGGACGCCGACAUCGAGAAAGCAGCAACAGAGCUGAGCGAAAAACAACUGACUGAGUUGGUGAAGAGCUGGGAGGAUCUAACUGAUGUAUGCACUGCUUGGAUCGAUGGGUAUAACCAGCACGGAGUUUCAUAUAACUGA
Molecule: messenger RNA, 4581 nt
Organism: Trichoderma virens Gv29-8
Lineage: Eukaryota; Fungi; Ascomycota; Sordariomycetes; Hypocreales; Hypocreaceae
Exons: 4
Coding region: 1-4581 (1526 amino acids)
Source: RefSeq, a predicted model, not a curated record